AAGCGGCCAAGCUAGCGGUUUGGGCCGGAAACAGGAAGUGAGUUUUUUUUUCCUCCCCUCUCACGGAGUCGGCACGUGAGCGGCGAUGGCGAAGGAGGCCGGAGGAGGAAGGCACCGAGCGGGGCUCCUGAAGCAGCAAAACAAGCCGCACAAGGCCGGGAAGCACCGCGGGAGCAACGCCCGGAGGCAGGCCGGCCGCAUCCCUGCCAAGACCCUCAGCCAGCAGCAACGCCGCGCAUUGGCCAAGUUGGACCGCAAGAACCGGGCCUGGCAGCUCCGCCAGCAGCGAAGAGAGGCUGUGUUAGAAGAGAAGCGGAACCUGGGCCGCAAGGAUGGGCCUCCGCACCUGGUGGUGGUGGUGCCGCUGCAUGCCAGCGUUGCCGCCCAGAGCGCCUUGGGCUUGUUCCAGAGCGAUGGGGCCUCCGCCGUAUGCCGAACCGAGGGGGGGCCACAAGGCUACGCUUUGCUCUGCCCCCGAUUCAAGCUGCGGUGGCGUUUUGUGGUAGCUGACACAGGGAACCUUCAUACUGUGCUGGACCUGGCCAAGGUGGCCGACACGCUCCUUUUCCUGCUGGACCCCACGGAGGGCUGGGACGCGGCCGGGGAUCUCUGCCUCUCCUGCAUCUUUGCCCAGGGCCUCCCCAGUUACGGCCUCGCCGUCCAGGGCCUGUCUGGGCAGCCGCCAAAGAAGCAAAGCGAGUGCCGGAAAAAGCUGAGCAAAGCCACGGAGAAGCGCUUCCCCGGAGCCAGGCUCUUUGCCCUCGACACGGAGCAGGAGUCGGCCUCGCUCCUCCAGCACCUGGCCGGGCAGAAGCAGCGGCACCUGGCCUUCCGGGACCGGCGCCCGCACCUGAUGGCGGAGGCGGCCCAGUUUGUGCCCGGCCCCGAGAGUCCCUCGGUGGGCACCCUGAAGGUGUCUGGAUACCUGCGGGGCCGGCGCCUGAAUGUCAACGCCGUGGUGCACAUCGCAGGGCACGGGGACUUCCUCAUGAGCCAGAUGGACGCCCCCCCAGAGCCCUUUGCCCUGAACCCCAGAGUCACCAAAGGGCCACCAAGGAGCAUCGAAGACCAGGAUGAGUUGGUGGACGGAGCAGCCGAGAUGGAGGAGGAGGUGAAGGUGCUGAGCAAGGCCGACCCCAGCAAGCAGGAGCCGCUCCAGGCGGAAGCCGUGCCGGACCCCAUGGAGGGCGAGCAGACCUGGCCCACCGAGGAGGAGCUCAAGGAGGCCCAAGAUUCGCUUCAACGGAGCAAGAAGAUCUCCAGGAAGGUCCCGAAAGGCACAUCUGCCUACCAGGCUGCCUGGAUCCUGGAUGAGGAGGAAUUACAGAAUGGCAGUGAGGACGAAGAGGAGGAAGAAGAGGAUGACCACAACGAUUUAAUGGAAGAGGCUUUCUCCCAGGAUGGGAGCAGUGAGGAGGAGGAGGAGGAGGAGUCCGGCAGCGAGGAAGAAGAGUGUGAGACCAUGACUCUUCCAGAGGCCGAGGAGGAAGAGGAGGAGAUGGAGGAAGAGGAGGCCAUGCUGGAGAAGUACCGGCAGGAGCGGCAGCAGGAGAUGUUCCCCGACGAGGUGGACACCCCUCGGGACGUGGCCGCACGCGUCCGGUUCCAGAAGUACCGAGGUCUGAAGAGCUUCCGGACCUCGCCGUGGGACCCCAAAGAGAACCUGCCCAUGGACUACGCCCGGAUCUUCCAGUUCAGAGACUUCUCCCGGUCCAGGAAACACGUCUUCCGGCAGACGGAGAAAGAGGAAGGCGACGGAGCCGAGGUCGGGUGGUACGUCACGCUCCACAUUUGCCACGUGCCCCUCGCCGUCAUGAAGAGCUUCCAGCAAGGGGGCCCCUUAGUGCUCUUCGCGUUGCUUCCCUAUGAGCAGAAGAUGUCUGUGCUGAACCUCUUGGUGAGGCGCCAUCCCGGCUACAGCGAGCCCAUCCGCUCCAAGGAGGAAGUGAUCGUCCACUGCGGGUUCCGCCGCUUCCGGGCCUCGCCGCUCUACUCGCAGCACAGCACAGGAGACAAGCACAAGCUGGAGCCCUUCCUCCGUGCCGAUGCCGCCGCCGUGGCCUCCCUCUACGGACCCAUCACGUUCCCUCCGGCUUCUGUGUUGCUCUUCAAACAGGAGAAAGAAGGGCCGCACAGCCUCCUGGCCACCGGCUCCCUGCUCAGCGUCGACCCCGACCGGCUGGUCAUCAAGCGGAUCGUGCUCAGCGGCCACCCGUUCAAAAUCCACCGCAAGAUGGCCGUGGUGCGCUACAUGUUCUUCAACAGAGAGGAUGUGACGUGGUUCAAGCCGGUGGAGCUGCGCACCAAGUGGGGCAGGCGAGGGCACAUCAAGGAACCUCUGGGGACCCACGGCCACAUGAAGUGCCAGUUUGACGGGCAGCUGAAGUCUCAGGACACCGUCCUCAUGACCCUCUACAAGCGGGUCUUCCCCAAGUGGACCUUCGACCCGUUUGUGCCGGAGCCGCGCCAGAGAAACGCAAGCUCCUUGCCUUGCGAAGAGGAGGAGGACAUGGCCUGAAAAUAUCCUUUCCAAGAGAUGCCUUUGCCUUUAUUUAUUGACAAUCUAACUCCCAGGGAGAAGGGAUAAGCUGGGGACCAGUUCAUCCCAGUAGGGACUGGUUGCUAUGAAAGACGGCACCACGACGUCUUGGAUACUAAGCAACCUCUUGCGGGGUUUGGAUUCAAAGGAGCGGCGUUAUCUCCGCUUAAUAAAACCCUGAACUCCA
Anolis carolinensis (green anole) is the source of this 2726-nucleotide messenger RNA. RefSeq names its product TSR1 ribosome maturation factor (gene tsr1). Lineage: Eukaryota; Metazoa; Chordata; Lepidosauria; Squamata; Anolidae. The coding region runs from base 86 to 2518 and encodes 810 amino acids. Gene Ontology annotation, cellular component: nucleus; preribosome, small subunit precursor. The transcript has 15 exons. Gene Ontology annotation, biological process: endonucleolytic cleavage of tricistronic rRNA transcript (SSU-rRNA, 5.8S rRNA, LSU-rRNA); maturation of SSU-rRNA from tricistronic rRNA transcript (SSU-rRNA, 5.8S rRNA, LSU-rRNA); ribosome biogenesis. The record is from RefSeq and is a predicted model, not a curated record. Gene Ontology annotation, molecular function: GTPase activity; U3 snoRNA binding; GTP binding.